Molecule: messenger RNA, 1691 nt
Organism: Vitis riparia (riverbank grape)
Lineage: Eukaryota; Viridiplantae; Streptophyta; Magnoliopsida; Vitales; Vitaceae
Product: elongator complex protein 5
Exons: 9
Coding region: 84-1214 (376 amino acids)
Biological process (GO): tRNA wobble uridine modification
Cellular component (GO): elongator holoenzyme complex; nucleus; cytosol
Molecular function (GO): tRNA binding
Source: RefSeq, a predicted model, not a curated record
GGCCUUGCUGUAAAAUUUCAUUGUCGUCCUCGCACUAGGGUUUCUCUCAUACUCUCAGUCUCAGAGCUUGAAUCAUCCGAAGAAUGGCGGAAUCGAUUUGCAGAAAUCUUCGAGACGGUGCAUUAGAAGGGGAACAUGCACCAGCUCUCUCAAUAAAGGAUUCGAUAGCCACACCUUUCGGUUCCGACGUCUUCAAUUACGUUUUAACCAAACUCUCUUCCAACAUUUUGGCUGGGAAAUCUCAAUCUCAAGGUAUCGUGCUUGUUGCGUUUUCUCGGAGUCCUUCUUUCUAUGUGGAUUUUCUGAAGACGAAUGGAAUUGACCUCGUUUCGGCGAAAAAAUGGAUUUCGAUUCUGGAUUGUUAUACAGAUCCUCUUGGUUGGAAGGAUUCCCUUAAAGGGCCUUUGGACACUAAGAAUUUCUCCUUAAAAGAUCCAAUUGAGGCUGUUCUUUUCAGACAUGUGAGGAAUCUGGAUUUAUUGUUAUCUGCCAUAAUUGAAAUGGGGGAAGCAUUGGCUGGGCAAGGAAAAGGGAGAUUCUCCGUUUCUAUAGAUUCGGUAACUGAGAUGUUUAGACAUGCAUCAUUGCCAUCAGUUGCAAACCUUUUAAGCAAAGUUCGCAGCCAUGAUCGAAUUUCUAGUACCUUUUGGUUGUUACAUUCAGACCUUCAUGAAAUCAGGGCCAUUGCUGCUCUCGAGUACCUGUCAUCUAUGGUUGGCAGUUUAGAACCAAUGAAUCUAUCUUUAAAUGGUCAAAGAGGUGAUUUGGAGAAGCUCUCUUUGCUUGAACAGAAUUCAAGGAAAGGAAAAUUUCAUGUGCGAUUUAAGCGUAGAAAUGGACGAGUUAGAGUAAUGUGUGAGGACUUUCAUAUCAAGCAAUCAGGCAUCAACUUUACACCAGUUUCUUCUGAAGAGGGAAUAAUAAAUCAAGGCCUUCUACCAAAGGUGCAGUUCAAUCUACAGCUGUCAGAGAAGGAGCGAAUUGAUAGGGCCAAGGUUGUACUUCCGUUUGAGCACCAAGGAAAUGGAGAACCCAUGCACAUUUAUGAUGGCCGAAGGUCACUUUCUGAGGGAAAAGAUGAGAAAGCAUCUGUAUUGACUGAGAAUUUGCAGACAAAUGAGGAUUCUGGAAAGGGUGAGAUAAUAUAUUUUCGUGACUCAGAUGAUGAGAUGCCAGAUUCUGAUGAGGAUCCUGAUGAUGAUUUGGAUAUAUAGCAAACACCGAGCAUUAUUUGUAAGCAUGCCUGGACCUGAAGUAUGGGUUUUCAUAUUUGGGUGCUUCAAUUCAAGUGGAAAAGUAAGCGCAAUUCAAAGAUGGGUUGGUGAUCAUGUUUGCUCAAGUCAGUUGAAUUACUCAAUGCGGAAUGCUGGUGCCAGGUGAAUUUUUGUUAGUUUGAGCGAGAUAGUUAAUAUUAGGGGAUACAUCUAGAAUCAGUUAUUAGCAAAGGUAUUGGAAGAGCUGUCCAGCCAUUUAUUAUAUGGCUUGACCUCUUGGCUCUUUUAACCAUGAACUUCCUCAUUAUGGUCAUUGAGGAAAUCGAUGAUCGAUUAUAGAUAUAUGCAUUUGUCAUUAGCAAAGCUGGCCCUAUAUCUUGUUAGAGACGUUAUUCUGUAGCUGAUCAGUACAUUAUAUUGAUGAGUGGAUUUCUCUAAAUUUAUGAUAUGGUAUGAAUGUUUACCGUUGCAGAAGGC